Molecule: messenger RNA, 967 nt
Organism: Lolium perenne
Lineage: Eukaryota; Viridiplantae; Streptophyta; Magnoliopsida; Poales; Poaceae
Product: vacuolar protein-sorting-associated protein 37 homolog 1
Biological process (GO): protein targeting to vacuole; protein targeting to membrane; ubiquitin-dependent protein catabolic process via the multivesicular body sorting pathway
Cellular component (GO): ESCRT I complex
Source: RefSeq, a predicted model, not a curated record
GGACGCCGGCCGGCGAGAUUGCUUUUGCGCAAUGAGCUGGAGAAUUCCUUUUAUCGGCUCUCAGCAGCAGCAGCAGCAGCAGCCUGAACCUAAUUUCCAGGACAUAUCUACGCAAUCUUGGUACCCUCCCUCGGUGGUAGGUUCAUCUUCACAUCCAUCCACGCCCACCUCAUCCAGUGCUAGUACACAUCAAAGAGCUUCAGAUCAUCCUCAGUCUUCAUCACGUGGCCAACCAUCUCCAGCUGAGGCUGCAGGAAUAAUUGCUCGUCUGAAGGACAAGAGUGUUGAUGAAUUGCAAAGGCUGUUAAAAGACAAAGAGGCAUAUAAUGCCUUUUUCAAUUCUCUCGAUCAAGUGAAAACCCAAAACAAUUUACGUGACGAGCUUAGGAGGGAGACACUGCAGCUUGCAAGAGAAAAUUUGGAAAGGGAGCAACGGAUUUCAGAGCUCAGGAAUCAGUGCACUAUUAUAAGAACUACAGAACUAGCAACUGCUGAGGACAGGUUGGCUGACUUGGAAAGGCAGAAGGACGAGAUUAUGAGGUCCUAUUCUCCUGCUGCACUGCUCGCCAAGCUGCAAAGCACAAUGGCUAAGUUGGACGAGGAGUCGGAGGAGCUGCACCAGAAGUUCCUGGAGAAGGACAUCGAUCUGACCACCUUCGUGCAGAAGUACAAGAAACUCCGAGCUGCGCACCACAAGUACUUGUUGCUCCACCUCGCCGGCAAGACCUCGCUCCGCUGAUUUAUCUAUCCAUCUUCCGUCGUGGAUCUCUCUGCUCUGUUGUAUCCCGUUUCUGGUGGUGUCUGCCCGCUUGCCCCUGUUUUUGACCGUAGACACCAGACUGAGGUCGCGUGUAUAGUUAUGGUCGACUUCACGAGCAUUUUAAGUAUUGCUGAAUUGUUGAUGUCGAAUGCAGAAUAUGACCAGGGUCUUGGAAACAAGGAAACAUGCUGAGUCUUUCUUUUAUAA